This is a messenger RNA of Calypte anna (Anna's hummingbird), 2061 nucleotides long. RefSeq names its product calcineurin like phosphoesterase domain containing 1 (gene CPPED1). NCBI's taxonomy places the organism in Eukaryota, Metazoa, Chordata, Aves, Apodiformes, Trochilidae. The coding region runs from base 47 to 988 and encodes 313 amino acids. The transcript is spliced from 4 exons. The record is from RefSeq and is a predicted model, not a curated record. Gene Ontology annotation, molecular function: hydrolase activity.
GGGGCCAGCGGUGGUUCCCGUGGCGGCCGCACGGCGGGAGGGAGCGAUGGCGGCGGCGCAGGGGGACGCGUUCCUGAGAGCCCGGGACAGGACUCUGACCGCCUUCCGCCCAGAGGAUGAGUACCAAUGGAAAGGGCCCUUUUACUUCAUCCAGGGAGCAGAUCCUCAGUUUGGACUGAUGAAAUCUUGGAGAGUUGGAGAAGCUGACAAUGGAGAUGAUGAAUGGGGAGAAGAAAUCGUAUUAGCAGAGCAAGCAGUGCAAGCCAUUAACAAACUAAACCCUAAACCCAAGUUCUUUGUGUUGUGUGGAGACCUUAUCCAUGGAAUGCCAGGAACUCGAUGGAGAAAGGACCAAGAAAAAGAUUUAAAGAAUGUUCUGAAGAACACUGAUCAGGACAUCCCAUUGGUAUUUGUCAGUGGAAAUCAUGAUCUUGGCAAUACUCCAACAAAAGAAACAAUUGAUAAUUACUGCAAGAACUGGGGAGAUGACUACUACAGCUUUUGGGUUGGAGGUGUUUUCUUUCUUGUUCUGAACUCUCAGUUGUACUUUGAUUCUUCCAAAUGCCCGGACUUAAAGCAAGCCCAGGAUGUGUGGCUCAAUGAGCAAUUGGCUGUUGCUAAAAAACAUAAAUGCAAGCAUAUAAUAGUAUUUCAGCACAUCCCUCUCUUUCUGCAAAAACCUGAUGAAGUCCACGAUUAUUUCAACUUUGAAAAAUCAAUUCGUCAAGAGAUACUGGAAAAGUUUCACAAAGCAGGCAUUAGAGCUGUAUUUUCUGGACAUUACCAUAGGAAUGCUGGAGGGUUCUACAAAGGCAUGGAAAUGGUGGUUUCAUCAGCAAUAGGAUGCCAGCUGGGAGAAGAUACACAUGGGCUUCGAGUGGUUAUUGUCACAGAGGAAAAGAUUGUUCAUAGAUAUUACAGUUUAAAUGAACUGAGCAGCCAAGGCAUAGAGAAAGAGCUGCUAGAUAUGCUUGCCAAGCAAAACUAGGCUAUCUUAAAUGUGAUUUGGUUUGUUUCCAUAUUAGACAAAUAAACAGGUUCAGAUAGAAAUGUUAGAUUUUUUUUUUAUUAUUUAAAAAAUUUAUACUCUGUUAGAGAUUAGUUUCAGAAAGUUUCCCCAAGCUGAAGAUACAGAUUUCUGCAUGCCCACCAUGCACCAGAACAGCUCUCACUAUGUUAGCAUCCUGAGUAACAAGAAAGCUGUUCAAGUGUUUCUUUUGAAAAUGAGACUUAUGAGAAAUGUGGAAGAAGAGCAGAACUAAUACAGUAAGGUAUCACUGAAAAGAACUGCUUCGAAAAUUUUUAAGUUCCUCCUAGGUAAGACUUCCUUGUUACAGAGAAAGUGUAUCAGGAACAAGAGUUGUAUCUUCUAGAUAAUCCUUUAACUCAAGUCUUUCAUUUUUAUAAUUGAGAGGGUACUUUAAAAAACAACAGAUUUAGUAAUUCCUGUUACAAUCUAUACAAUAUAAAUGAGGCAUUUUUUGCUCUGUAAAAACAAAUCUCAAAAACUCAAAUCACCAGACUCCCACUGACUUGCAGCACCUUUGGAUCAGAUCUUAUUACCUAGAGGUUUUCUUUGCUCCGAUUUCCCAUACUUACUUUUUUGAGCUCUUCAGAGCAAGCAGCUAUAGAAGAGCAAACACAUUCUGCUUUGCAGUCAAAGUUUCUGUUACAGCCUGGUCUUGUAUAAUGACUCGUCCAUAAAUGAAGCUAAAAUUGAAGCCACUGACAGAAACUAAACAGGGAACAACUAUUUUCCUUUUGAAAAGUAACUACCAGUUCAAUUAGCACAUAUUCUUGCUACAGCCUCAGAAGUUGGAAUAAUUGCAUGGGGAGAAUAUUCUUUACAGAAUACUGUUACAAGAAGUCACUUUGCUGAUUUCUAGACAAGGGGGAAAUCUUUGAUGUUCAGAUGCAAUUUUGCAAUUUAAUUGUGCCUUGCUUGUUGAGAAACCAAAAAAAGUCUAUUUCCUUCACUGGAAUAAGUGCUUAAAAAUAAAUUUGUGCUACAGCCUUUCAUUUUUAGCAAGUGCAUCUGAUUGCUUAUUGUUAAAGCAAUUU